Messenger RNA from Necator americanus (New World hookworm), 273 nucleotides. RefSeq lists its product as uncharacterized. Lineage: Eukaryota; Metazoa; Nematoda; Chromadorea; Rhabditida; Ancylostomatidae. The record is from RefSeq and is a predicted model, not a curated record. The transcript has 2 exons. Bases 1 to 273 code for a protein of 90 amino acids.
AUGGAAGCUCUUCUGUGGCCGUCUACGAUGUUGGAUCAUCGAGAGGGCAGUUGUGCUUUUCAACGAGCUCAGGUCUUAGCCGGGUACUCACUGAAUUUUACUACUAUGCUUCUACUUUUACCUAGUGCUCUUACACUUCUGUUAGCUUCUGAAGACCUCGUUUGUCAUCCGUUCCUAAGCGAAUUUUCGACGCUGCAUUCCCGUACAACUGCGGAUCUUCAAUAUAUUGAAUUGGCUGCGACGAAGAGUGCCGAAGCACUGUGCAAACUAUGA